ACAAACUCUUUAUUAAUGUCACAACAGAGAAUGAAGCUCUCACCACCACCACCACUUGCCAACAACGAACCAACAGCCACCGCUUCCGCCGUUAAAUCUUGUGGCGUCGGCGGUAGAGAGACCAGCUCGACGACGAGGCAUCCAGUGUACCACGGAGUUCGCAAACGCCGGUGGGGGAAAUGGGUAUCUGAGAUCAGAGAGCCCCGCAAAAAGUCUCGGAUUUGGCUCGGAUCCUUCCCCGUGCCGGAGAUGGCCGCUAAAGCCUAUGACGUGGCGGCGUUUUGUCUCAAAGGUAGGAAAGCUCAGCUCAACUUCCCCGACGAAAUCGACGAUCUGCCUCGACCGUCCACGUGUACGGCCAGGGAUAUCCAGGUCGCGGCGGCAAAAGCAGCAAACGCCGUCAAGAUCAUCGAAAUGGGAGACGAUGAGGUGGCAGAGAUAGACGACGUCGGAGGAGGAGAUGAUUUCUGGGAAGGCAUUGAGCUGCCGGAGCUAAUGAUGACGAGCGGGGGAGGUUGGUCGCCGGAGCCAUUUGUAACCGGAGAGGAUGCCACGUGGCUUGUGGACGGAGACUUGUAUCAGUAUCAGUUCAUGGCGUGUCUGUGAGUGUUGCUAUCGAUUGUGUCGUAUUCGUUAUACGUGUACGUUGUAUCGUUAUUGUGUUGCUAUAUUUUUAUUUAAUGCAUUUGUAUAUUUUUAUUUUUAUUAUUUUUACGUGAUUAAAAUAAUUAGAUGCACCUGUUUCUUCAAAUUUUAAUUAUCCUGUUUGUAUGAUCUUGAAACACUAGUA
Molecule: messenger RNA, 790 nt
Organism: Capsella rubella
Lineage: Eukaryota; Viridiplantae; Streptophyta; Magnoliopsida; Brassicales; Brassicaceae
Product: ethylene-responsive transcription factor ERF023
Exons: 1
Coding region: 16-606 (196 amino acids)
Biological process (GO): regulation of DNA-templated transcription
Molecular function (GO): DNA-binding transcription factor activity; DNA binding
Source: RefSeq, a predicted model, not a curated record